CCCUCGCCGCCGCCACCGCGGUCAGCCAGCGGACCAGCGGCAGGAGCAGUUCCCCGACGGGCAGCAGGGCGCUCGGCCUCCGCGUCUGGGCUGAGCGCGGCGACGCUGCUGCCCCGAAAUCCCUGUGGAUCUUGAGUCGUAUGGAACCUCAAGGUCUUUGUGACAAUGGAAACCAAAAAAUUAAUUGGUAAACCGCUUCAACCAGCAAGACCUGUUCGUCAUCUGACUUCUCCCCCAGGAGCAGUGUUCCCUUUCAACUUUCAGAGUGAAUAUCCAUGCAACACUCAGUGCGUACAAAGUGGAGUUAGCAGAUGUAAGACCAAUGGAAUGCAAGCCUUUUCUCAAGGUCUUAAUGAGCAACAGCAACAUCAGUCUCCAGUUAAAAAAGAGAGAAUUAAAUACAGCAGAGAUUUCCUGUUGAAGCUCUCAAGUGUUUCCAUCUGCAGAAAAAAACCAGACUUUCUGCCUGAUCAUCCCAUUGUACUGCAAAAACCAGAAAACAACCAAAGUUUUAAGUAGCAUUUUAAGAACAGAUGAAUUUGAAGAUAAAGAAUUAUUCAUUUUAUAGUUUGGACAUCUGCAAAUGAGGUGGAUCUAGCAACAAUAACUGUAAUGGACUGUGACAAUUCAGUUUAUUCUUAAUUUUGAUGGUUGGCUAUUUGACUUCUCUAAAAAUGAGAAAGAGCUAUUUUAAACUAUAAAGAAUUUUCUGAUCAGUUUCAGCUUUGCAGGAGGUUUCCUGCAUAAAUUGAGAAGUAACACUGGAAAGUAGGAAUUUGGUUAGUGAAGUGGGAAGACUGUAUAUUUAUAAUUUGCAUACUACUUGCAAUUUUUUGUUUUUCAUCACUUGUAAUAAUGGAAUGGAAAUGUAAGCUGUAAAGACUCUCAAAUAUAAAAUAUUUGCUACAGUGUAUAUAUGGUACAUAAUUGCUUGUUGCUUUUAAAGUUGCUUUUGUUGUUCUGCUUCCCACUGAUUUCAUACCAGCUCAUGAAUGGAUCAUUACAGUCUCUUCAGAGGCUUAGAAUGAUUCAGAAUGUUCAAUGCAUAGUUCUCAAUAAACAGGAGGCAGAAUUUUUAAUGGGUAUUUCUUUUCAGAUAUAUGAUUGGUCUCUAGGUUUUUGAUAAUAAUAUGGUCUCAAAUUCGUAAUUACUAGCAGAGAUUGAUAAUUUGGAAACAAUGGUAGUGAAUGAAACUGAAGUUGAAAUACAGCUGCUACUUAUGUCACUUAUCAGACCAUAUGAAUAGCAGAAGUUGAGCAAUUUCAAAGUAAAACUGAUAUUUUUAUUUCCAAAGGAAUUUAGACAUUUGAAAAUAAUUGACAUACAUUAAGUUUUAAUUCUAUAAUUUCUUAUAUAUGGAUGAAGAAUUUUUGGGUUUAAGCUUUUAAUUCCUAGAAAUUUUAUACAUUAAAUCUCCUGCAAUUUGUCAACUCUGGAUGUUACUGUUAAAAAAAAAAAAAAGGUGUCUUCCGGAAAAAUCUGCUGAUAUAUAGGUAAGUGUAAACUCUCCCUAAUUCUAUUUCUCAGAUCCCUAGGUCUAUUGGCAAAAAGUUUGUUUCACUGAAUUUUGAACUCCUAAACCAGUACUUUUUUUUCACUGUUUUUUGAGCUUGUUUCCCAGAUUCAAGCUUGUAUUCCAUGUUACGUUUCCCAUCUUGGUCUUUUAGUGACCUCUUUUUAAAAUUUUUUUAUUUAAAAAUUUUUUUUUUAUUUUACUACUUUGUUCUUUAGGAAAAUGGGUUUUUAAAUAGAAAAAAAAUCUUCGUUAACUAUAAACUUAUUGUUUACUUUAAAAUGAGAUAUUUAUACUUAGGUCCCAGUUUUUUCUUUUUUCUUUUUCUUUUUUUUUUUUUUUUUGGCCCUACUAGUUUCCUUUUAUACUAUAGGUUCCAGUAUAUAUGUGUAUGUGAAUACACACUCACACACAUUCACAUACAUACAACUCUCACAAACAUACACAAAAAUACAUGUAUAAUUUGUAUAAGAGCUGGGGUCAGAAUGACCAUAUAAUUAUAUUGGUUUGCUUUAUUAUUUGCCCAUUCUCAAGUCAUUCUAAUUCUUGUUUCAGAAUAUGAUAGAGCUUAUUCCAAUUUGGAAUCUGCAGAUCCCUUCCACUUAGUACUGUUACUGAAAACAGAACCCUUUUAACAAGUAAUACUACCAUGCUACUUUGGAAACUGCCUAGUACUCAAAAGAUUUGAUAUGCUUUUUGAGUUGGAUACUUAAAUGGACCAACCAAAGCAAUGUUUUGAUUGGCUAUAAUUUGUAUUUUUGAAACCAUUUACAACAAACAGUCUCAAGAAGAGUUUGUAUGUCAAAAGUCAUUUAGGUUUUAAAGUCUUUUGAUCUUUUCUUACUAUAUACAAUCAGUCUGCAGAGACUGUUAUGUGUCUAUUUGCCUUUGUACAUAUAUAUAGCUUGUUUGAAUAAUCAUGUAUAUCUCCAUUAAUGUUGUUCUUUGCUUUGUAUAUAAAUUAAAAGAGUUGACCCAGGUGUUGUUA
Pongo pygmaeus (Bornean orangutan) is the source of this 2502-nucleotide messenger RNA. It is a transcript of the gene C7H8orf88, whose product is annotated as chromosome 7 C8orf88 homolog. The coding region runs from base 166 to 519 and encodes 117 amino acids. The record is from RefSeq and is a predicted model, not a curated record. Gene Ontology annotation, cellular component: cytoplasm. Gene Ontology annotation, molecular function: eukaryotic initiation factor 4E binding. NCBI's taxonomy places the organism in Eukaryota, Metazoa, Chordata, Mammalia, Primates, Hominidae. The transcript has 6 exons. Gene Ontology annotation, biological process: negative regulation of translational initiation.